This is a messenger RNA of Orbilia oligospora ATCC 24927, 1437 nucleotides long. RefSeq lists its product as uncharacterized. NCBI's taxonomy places the organism in Eukaryota, Fungi, Ascomycota, Orbiliomycetes, Orbiliales, Orbiliaceae. The coding region runs from base 1 to 1437 and encodes 478 amino acids. The transcript has 3 exons. The record is from RefSeq and is a predicted model, not a curated record.
AUGAGUAACAACAAAAAUAAAAAAAAGCUAAGCAGGGAUUCAAACACCGCAAGCGACCCCGACUCCGGACCUGGGACAAUACCGAGUGCUUCACUAAUAUCCUCAAUCGCGAACGCAUAUACCCAACCAAUCUCCCUACUCGGACAACUACCAAAUGAGAUCCUCGAAAAUAUUCUAGCAAGAGUAGAUCAACCCAGUAUCGGUGCCUUCGGUCUAGCGGCGCGAUGGUGUCAUGCACAUGCAGAUGAGAUGUAUUUUCGAACUAUCAGCCUCACGCCAAUUUCUUUGAUUUACUUGACUUUAAAUCCGCAGCAUAUUCCCAAGAUACGAAAAAUAAAAGUGGACUGCCGCAUGGUCGGCGUCCUCAACGCCAACACCAUAAACUUCAUCUCCAGCCUCACAAACCUCCGCACAAUCUCCCUUCACUCCAUAAACUCCAAAAACCACACCAGAGUCCUCCACUACAUCCUAAAAUUCAUCCCCACGACCGAAUCCCUUCACAGAAUCGAGAUCAGUAUCGGCCACAACACCUUCCGCCGAGGUACUCCCCGAAUCAUAGGUUCCGAUGAUCCAAACUGGGACGCACUGGACAUGGACAUUCAUCCUAACCUAAAAGAAAUAUCAUACGACUUCGGUCCCAUGGCCGCUAGUAUUACCCGUAUGGAUUCGUUGGUGUUCAAUACUUUCAUACCGCAUAGACAUAGCCUCAAAGUCCUAGAAGUGAAUUGCAUCCAACUAAGACGAUAUUCACAAACCUUCCGGGAAGGGCUGAAACACUAUAUUUUCCGGUGUGCGGAGGAAGAAGUGAAUCCUCAACACGUGUGGACGCCGGAUGUGAUUGAGACGUACAAUUCGUUUCAGGAUAGUUAUAUCGCUUGUCUUGCUUCUGAUAGUCUGGAGGUUUUUAGGUUUUUUAGCGAUAUGAGGAAGGAUGUUAGGGAUAGUAGGGAAAGGGAGAUUAGUAUCGAAGAGGUUUGUACGGUGUGGCCGAAUCUUAAGCAUUUGGAUUUUAUCACAAGGGAUAGUUGGAAGACUAAUUUCCGCCAACUCCCCCGCCCCAAAAAGCUAACAAAACUAAGAACGUUCACCCACUCCGGCAUAACAAAAACCUCAACCGAAGCCGCCAACCCAGCGUGGUCCCUAACUGAAUCCGACAACCUUCCAAAAGGUCCCAUAGAAGUAUCUCCAAGAUCCGUAAUGGACUAUUUAACCCGUCAUUGGUUCCCUAACAUCCAUAGCUACGGAUGGUACUCUCGAGAUUCCACGUCUAUGGUUUUUCCAGAUUUUUAUAUGAUCGAGAUAAGGCAUUUGAGAAAGGUUUGGUGGGUUUUGCAUCAGAGUUGGGCUGGGUGGGUUACUGUUGUUGCGUCUUAUUGGCCUGGUCCGGCGUUUUUGAAUCAUUGGUGGGGACCGGGGGCGACUUCGAUUUAUAUUUGA